UAUCUUUAAAUAUUUUAAGAGACAAUAGCUUAGGUGCCUUGGAAAUUCAUUGAGAGGCUUAGAAAUCCACAUUAACACAGUUCUCACAGGUUUGAUUCUGGUCUACAUCCAUUUAUGUAAGCCAAAUUUCUUUUCCAGGCUGAUUAAAUUCGCAUUUUGUAACAAGACAAAGGAUUACGCUUGAUUGAUAAGCUUAAUCACCGGCACAGCAAAUUCUCGCGCGAUGGUACGAUGCUCCCGCACUGACGUCACCGGUUGCCAUGGUAGCACCCGCUCGAGUGGAAAAGAGGGGCGGCGCUACAGCAUCCCGCAGAGUGCGGCUGCUGCGGAGGACGAGAGACGCUCCUUCUCCCGCUAGGCUGAUUUCUCCCAAAAUGAGCGGCCUGGAUGGGGGCGACAAGCUCCCUCUCGCUAAAACCGACGGUCUCGCUACUCCCGACCAUGCCCCAGGAGAUCCGGACCUAAACCAGUGCGAGGGGCUGCGCGAGGAAACCGAGGCGACACCCGCGAUGGCGACUGCAGGUGGGAGCAGUUUGGAGACCGCUGCGGAGGGAGGUGCACUCGGGGAACCUGUGGACUGUGGCUUCGCAUUCUGCAUCCGAGUUGCCGGGAGUCGCGGCGGUGCAGCGGCUGCAGCUUGGAAGGCAGAUGCUGCGCCUUCCACAAAAAGCCUGGAAGCAGCCUCUGCCUCCGCCUCCGCCUCCGCCCCCGCGGCGGCUGAGAACAGCCAGCAAAAUGGCUGUCAGCCUGGAGAGCCCCGCGGCCCUGCUACGCAGAAGGAUCUAGAAGCCUGUGGCGCAGAAGGGUUGGGGUCUCAGAUGAUGCCUGGGAAGAAGGCCAAGGAAGUGACGACGAAAAAGUGCGCCAUCUCAGCGGCAGCGGAAAAGGAGGGAGAAGCAGGAGCAGUGAUGGAGGAAAAGAAGGUGGCACAGAAGGAAAAAAGGGUGAUAGGAGGAGCGAGAGAGAUGAUGCGGCCCAGGGGCCCAAGAAGCAAUACCUGCAUGGACUCCCUGGAGGCCAUCGAUCAAGAGCUGUCAAACGUCAAUGCCCAGGCUGACAGGGCCUUCCUUCAGCUGGAGCGCAAGUUUGGCCGGAUGCGAAGGCUCCAUAUGCAGCGCCGAAGUUUCAUUAUCCAAAAUAUCCCAGGUUUCUGGGUCACCGCCUUUGGAAACCACCCCCAGCUGUCACCUAUGAUCAGUGGCCAAGAUGAAGACAUGAUGAGGUACAUGAUCAAUUUGGAGGUGGAGGAGCUUAAACACCCCAGAGCAGGCUGCAAAUUCAAGUUCAUCUUUCAGAGCAACCCCUACUUCCGAAAUGAGGGGCUCGUCAAGGAAUAUGAGCGCAGAUCCUCCGGCCGGGUGGUGUCUCUUUCCACUCCAAUCCGCUGGCACCGGGGCCAAGACCCCCAGGCCCAGAUCCACAGGAACCGGGAAGGAAACACUAUCCCCAGUUUCUUCAACUGGUUCUCAGACCACAGCCUUCUAGAAUUCGACAGGAUUGCAGAGAUUAUCAAAGGAGAAUUGUGGCCCAAUCCCCUACAGUACUACCUGAUGGGUGAAGGGCCCCGCGGAGGAAUUCAAGGCCCACCAGGGCAGCCAGUGGAGAGCUCCAGGUCCUUCAGAUUCCAAUCUGGCUAACCUCCCAUGUGAGAAGCUUCUGCACGAGUUUCCUUACCACUUCCUCUUCGGCCUAUGCGUGGCCAACAGCAUGCAUCUCCUCUCUUCAUACUGUGGAUUUUGUCCUUUGGUUCUUCUGAAUCUUCAAUAAUCAGUUGCAAGAUUGUUGCUUACAUGACUGUGUUCUUCCUCCUCUGUACCUUCAUGCUGUUCUGCAUCGUAUUAACAUGUUCCAAGCGCAACGUCUUCUGCUUCUAUGACAACUACACGAUGCUGUAGAUAUACUGUACUGUACUGCCUUUCUUUGCAUGGCUUGGCCCCUGUUUCUGACCAUAGUCUUCUCCCAGGUUUUUAAGUGGUUCUCUACCACAACGAAGCUUGAUACAUCUUUGCAGAUAACUAGCUGGGCUUCAUACUUUAUGCUGACUGUGCUCCUGAUACCCAUGUACUUAUGUUGAGUUUCACCACUGCAAGAGGAAACUGAUAUCCCAACCCAACCAUCAACCCAAAUCGGACGUUCCAGUCUACCACUAACUGGAUCCCAGCUGCUUUCCUGGACCUGUGCCAUCCGCCUUGCUGGUUAUCUGGUAGAACAAGCUGGUGACUGGUGGGUGACUGCUCGUGACAAAUGAGGUAAUAGAGAAGUGUUCUGUUAUCACGUAGGUCUUCCUGUAUGUUUGGUUACUCUGCAUCAUGACCAGCUGCUGGUGAGUAUGAAGGCCUAUGCUAUAUAGCCCACUCCUACUUGCUUUCACCUUCUGGUUGAGCUUUGCUCAGGCCACCAUUGUCUGCCUCCUCAGGAACUCUCUGUGGAAUUAAGCUCCCAGGCAGCACACAGGAAACCCCCGUUCCCCACCAGGUUGGGCAUUAGGUGACAAUGCCCAAAGCAAGGCUACAACACACAGUCCCUCCCAGCAGUUAGCCCUUCUGACCCCUAAUCAACAAACCACUCUUGAUCUGGGCAACCCCCCCCCACCGCCUGCAUCUACUUGCCAGGGUGGGGGCAUUGAGGAAGUAGUAUUUCAGGAAUGUGGGGCUUAUUAUGCCUCUUUCUCACUCCCUUCCUCCUUCCUUCACUCCCUCCUUCCCUCCCAAGCCCUUACAGCUCAGAAAUAGAAAACAAAACUGGCAAAGCAGGCUUUUUGUUUAAUUUGCUCUCUCCUUGAUUGUGUCUAGAGAGAGAAAUGUAUCCUAAAAUAGACUCCAGAUCUCUUAUUUUCCUCAUUCCUCUGCCCCACUUCCUUUAGUAAGGUCUGAAAGUUUCAAAGAGAGACCUAUAGUUUGUUUAGUUAUAGGCAUUGUUCUUUUAAGCUAAUUUUGACAUCCUCAGGCUUUUUUCUUAGUCAUUCUACCAAAACCUGUGUGUUUGUUGAGCUUUAGUGUGAGAAUAUGGGAGGAGGAGAGAAGGGCCUCAUAGUGAUGGGUUCAGGACAGGCCCUGAGCAGGAGGUGAGCUAAAGCAAUCAAAACUUAGCUUUACUCUGCUUUUCUAAACAUAGAAUUCUUUUUGAGGCCUUGGACUGCUUAGAAAUGACCCCUGGGUAGCAUUUGGCAGGUCACCCCUGUCCUCUGUACUAUUUCAUUAGCGCCCAGGUGUCCCAUGGGCCUCCACCCUACUGCUUGGCUUUCUUAGCCCUCAGUCCUCAGCUUCUGCAUUUCCUUCCCUGUGUCUGUCCUAACAAAUGAGCAAGCAGGCUGCAGUCUGCACUGUGGGAGAUCCCAAGCCUCCUCCUAGGGGUUAAAGGCAUGGGUGGCAACCGUUUGGAUUUCCAGGACAAGUUCCAGAGGGUAGGACAAGAGUACUGUCAGGGCCAUUUUAGUUGUGUGUGUGUGUGUGUAUGAUGGUGAUGGCCAUCCACUCUUACCCUUUCCCCUUCUGUUUUGGGGGCCUUGCCCUAAGCUCCCUGAGGGUUUAGGAGGUCUGGAGAGAAGCCAUGGAGAAGGGUGGUCUAGGCUGGGAAACAGUAAAAGUCUAGAAGCAGAAAUGAGCCUGCUGUGGAUUGGGCUUGGAAAGGCCCACAGCAAACACUGGAACCCUGCAGGAUCAGGGGUGGGAGGGGAGGCCUCUGAGGCACUUCCCAGGGUAGAGGUGGGAGAAUCAAAGGGGUUGGGGUUUAGUAUGCUUGGAGGAGGGUUUUCCUCCAGUUUUUCAUAACUCUUUGAAUUCACAAGUAGAUUUUUGUAAACAAAAUUGUAAGUCUGGAUGUUUUCUCUCUAUUAUUCUGGGAGUGACCUUUAUAUACGUGGAAGAUUAAUGGUAUAUGCUCCAUACUUCAAUGUUUUUAAGUAAAAUCCUAUUCCUUUCUCCAUUUCAGCCUACUGGCAAAAUUGAUGUUUACAGGCCUGCUUUUUGCUUGCAAUUGAGAACGUGUGCAAAAAUAUCAAAUUUGUAUCUUGUGCUGUAUGAAGACUUAAGUGAAUAUUCACUAAUAUAUUAGCUUGUUCUGGUCUCUGUUCAUAUAUAGCUCUAUUCUUAGAAAUAUAAUUUGAAUGAUGUCAUCUUUGAAUAGUCUGAAGGUUUUGUUGCUAUGUCAUGUGAAAGUAAUCUCAAGAAGAAAAUAUAUAACUCUGUUGUCUUACUUGGUAUUUCUUGCCCUAGUAAUAAUGUACUUGACAUUUAUGUUCCUAACCAGUUGUAAGUACUAGUAGAAUUGCUCUGUCAAACUAAAUGAAGAUCAUUAAUACUUUUGUCUUCUCUUAUGUGCUUGAAGGAAAAAUAUGUCACUACUGUAUUUCUUGUUUUCACCAAAAUAAAAAUAAAUUAAAAGUUC
Messenger RNA from Lemur catta (Ring-tailed lemur), 4386 nucleotides. It is a transcript of the gene TSPYL4, whose product is annotated as TSPY like 4. The record is from RefSeq and is a predicted model, not a curated record. The transcript has a single exon. NCBI's taxonomy places the organism in Eukaryota, Metazoa, Chordata, Mammalia, Primates, Lemuridae. Gene Ontology annotation, biological process: nucleosome assembly. Gene Ontology annotation, molecular function: histone binding; chromatin binding. Gene Ontology annotation, cellular component: nucleus; chromatin. Bases 261 to 1637 code for a protein of 458 amino acids.